Messenger RNA from Elgaria multicarinata webbii, 8540 nucleotides. It is a transcript of the gene ANKRD17, whose product is annotated as ankyrin repeat domain 17. Gene Ontology annotation, molecular function: protein binding; RNA binding. NCBI's taxonomy places the organism in Eukaryota, Metazoa, Chordata, Lepidosauria, Squamata, Anguidae. Gene Ontology annotation, biological process: innate immune response. The record is from RefSeq and is a predicted model, not a curated record. The transcript is spliced from 34 exons. Gene Ontology annotation, cellular component: cytoplasm; nucleus. The coding region runs from base 85 to 7995 and encodes 2636 amino acids.
CGAGAGUUCCGCAUCCCCGCGACGGCUCUGGAGGUGACCGGCUGCGAGCGAGCGAGCAGAGCCCCGCGGUUGGCGCGAGCGACCAUGGAGCUGCCUUCCCCUGCCCGAGUGGAGGUGAAGGCCGGCGGAGUUGAGGAGAAGCCCGGCGGCGGCGGCGGCGACGACUCCUCCGCCCCGUGCCCGGCGACGGCCGACGGGCUAGCACGGGUCUGCGACCUGCUCCUCCAGAGCGACCUGCCUCAGCAGCAGCCGCCGCCGCCGCUGUCGUCGUCGUCGCCGCCUCCUCCUCAGCCGCCGCCGAAGCAGAGCUGGACUCGGCGGCGCCAGCAGCAGCAGCGGCGGCAGCCGGGUGCGGAAACCGGCGGCGGCAACAACAGCAGCAGCAGCAGCGAAAGCAGUGGCGGUGGCAGCGAAGAGGAAGAGGAGGACGACGAGGAUGAAGAGGAGGAGGACGACGACGACGACGAGGAGGAGGACGAGGAGGAAGACGACGACGACGACGAGGAAGAGGAGGAAGAGGAGGAGGAAGUGUCCGAGGUGGAGUCGUUCAUUUUGGAUCAAGAUGACCUGGAAAAUCCUAUGCUGGAGACGGCUUCAAAAUUGCUCUUGUCAAGUACUGCUGAUGGUGCUGAUCUCAGAACAGUAGACCCAGAAACCCAAGCUAGGUUGGAAGCUUUACUGGAAGCUGCAGGAAUAGGUAAAUUAUCCACAGCUGAUGGAAAAGCCUUUGCAGAUCCUGAGGUGCUUCGCAGACUGACUUCUUCAGUCAGCUGUGCAUUGGAUGAAGCCGCUGCUGCACUUACCCGAAUGAGAGCAGAAAGCACAGCAAAUGCAGGGCAGAUGGACAACCGCAGUUUGGCAGAAGCUUGUUCAGAAGGAGAUGUAAAUGCGGUGCGAAAGUUGCUCAUCGAAGGGCGAAGUGUGAAUGAACACACUGAGGAAGGGGAAAGUCUUCUUUGUUUAGCCUGUUCAGCUGGAUACUAUGAACUUGCUCAGGUCUUGCUGGCAAUGCAUGCAAAUGUCGAAGACAGAGGGAUCAAAGGAGAUAUAACACCUUUAAUGGCUGCUGCUAAUGGGGGACAUGUUAAAAUCGUCAAGCUGCUGCUAGCUCAUGGUGCUGAUGUCAAUGCACAGUCUUCAACAGGCAACACUGCACUCACCUAUGCUUGUGCUGGAGGUUAUGUAGAUGUUGUGAAGGCCCUCUUGGAGUCGGGUGCUAGUAUUGAGGACCAUAAUGAAAAUGGCCACACUCCUCUUAUGGAGGCAGGGAGUGCUGGACAUGUGGAAGUUGCCAGAGUGCUCUUAGAAAAUGGAGCCGGAAUCAAUACGCAUUCCAAUGAAUUUAAGGAGAGUGCACUUACACUGGCUUGCUAUAAAGGCCAUUUAGAAAUGGUGAGGUUUUUGCUGGAAGCAGGUGCAGACCAAGAGCAUAAAACAGAUGAGAUGCAUACGGCAUUAAUGGAGGCAUGCAUGGAUGGCCAUGUGGAAGUUGCUAGGUUACUCCUUGAUAGUGGUGCUCAGGUGAACAUGCCUGCUGAUUCCUUUGAAUCUCCAUUAACUCUGGCAGCCUGUGGUGGGCAUGUAGAGCUGGCUGCGUUAUUAAUUGAGCGAGGGGCUAACUUGGAGGAGGUAAAUGAUGAAGGUUAUACACCACUGAUGGAAGCAGCCCGAGAGGGUCAUGAGGAGAUGGUGGCUCUACUUCUAGGCCAAGGAGCCAACAUCAAUGCUCAGACAGAAGAGACGCAAGAAACUGCCUUAACUCUAGCAUGUUGUGGGGGCUUUCUGGAAGUGGCUGACUUUCUUAUUAAAGCAGGAGCCGAUAUAGAACUUGGCUGUUCUACACCUUUAAUGGAAGCUGCUCAGGAGGGUCACUUAGAGCUUGUUAAAUAUUUAUUAGCUGCAGGAGCGAAUGUGCAUGCAACAACAGCAACAGGAGACACAGCACUGACAUACGCCUGUGAGAACGGUCAUACAGAUGUAGCAGAUGUGUUGCUUCAAGCAGAUGCAGAUCUGGAACAUGAAUCUGAAGGAGGAAGAACUCCAUUAAUGAAAGCUGCAAGAGCGGGUCAUGUCUGUACUGUUCAGUUCUUAAUAAGCAAAGGAGCAAAUGUGAAUAGGACCACAGCUAACAAUGAGCAUACGGUAUUGUCACUUGCUUGUGCUGGAGGCCACCUGGCAGUUGUGGAAUUGUUGUUGGCUCAUGGAGCUGAUCCUACACAUAGACUGAAAGAUGGUUCAACCAUGCUAAUAGAAGCUGCUAAGGGUGGACAUACAAGUGUAGUUUGUUACCUGUUGGACUACCCUAACAACCUGCUUUCUGCUCCUCCACCUGAGUCCACCCAACUGACUCCCCCAUCUCAUGAUUUAAAUAGGGCUCCUCGUGUACCAGUGCAGGCACUUCCCAUGGUUGUCCCACCCCAAGAGCCUGACAAACCCCCUGCCAAUGUCGCCACAACCCUUCCCAUCAGAAAUAAAGCCACUUCCAAACAAAAGUCCAGCAGCCAUUUGCCACCAGCCAGCCCAGAUGUGCAAGGUUACAUUGCCAACCAGUCUCCAGAAAGCAUUGUGGAGGAGGCUCAGGGCAAGCUGACAGAGUUGGAGCAAAGGAUCAAGGAAGCCAUAGAAAAGAAUGCACAGUUGCAGUCCUUAGAACUGGCACAUGCCGACCAGCUCACCAAGGAGAAGAUUGAGGAGCUGAACAAAACCAGAGAGGAACAAAUUCAGAAGAAGCAAAAGAUCCUAGAGGAACUGCAGAAAGUGGAGCGGGAGUUGCAGCUGAAAACACAGCAGCAACUGAAAAAGCAAUACCUGGAGGUUAAAGCGCAGAGGAUUCAACUGCAGCAGCAGCAGCAGCAGUCUUGUCAGCACCUGGGACUGCUAACUCCUGUUGGGGUAGGAGAGCAGCUUACUGAGGGAGACUAUGCACGAUUGCAACAAGUGGACCCAUACUUACUCAAAGACGAUCCCCAGCAAACUGGUGCUCAGAUGGGCUUUGCUCCAAUUCAGCCGCUUGCAAUGCCACAAGCUUUGCCGCUGUCUGCAGGUUCCUUACCUCCAGGGUCUAUUGCAAAUCUUUCAGAACUGCAAGGUGUUAUAGUUGGACAGCCAGUACUGGGCCAAGCACAACUCACAGGGCUGGGGCAAGGAAUUCUAACAGACGCACAGCAAGGGUUAAUGGUAGCCAGCCCUGCCCAGACCCUCAAUGACACGCUGGAUGACAUCAUGGCAGCAGUGAGCGGAAGAGCAUCUGCAGUGUCAAACACCCCCACCCACAGCAUUGCAACGUCUGUUUCCCAGCCUCAGACACCAGCUCCAAGUCCUAUAAUUUCUCCUUCAACCCUGCUACCUGUCUACCCUGCCAUAGAUAUUGAUGCACAGACUGAAAGUAACCAUGAUACUGCAUUGACUCUCGCUUGUGCUGGUGGACAUGAAGAGCUGGUACAAACACUUCUAGAGAGGGGAGCUAAUAUUGAACACAGGGACAAAAAGGGGUUUACUCCCCUUAUUUUGGCUGCCACAGCUGGUCAUGUCGGUGUUGUUGAGAUCUUAUUAGACAAUGGCGCAGAUAUUGAAGCUCAGUCUGAGAGAACCAAGGACACACCUUUAUCUUUAGCUUGUUCUGGAGGAAGACAGGAGGUGGUGGAGCUUCUGCUAGCUCGAGGUGCAAACAAAGAGCACAGAAAUGUUUCUGAUUACACACCUCUGAGCUUAGCUGCGUCUGGUGGUUAUGUGAAUAUCAUCAAAAUCCUGUUGAACGCUGGUGCGGAGAUCAAUUCAAGAACUGGUAGCAAGCUGGGCAUCUCUCCACUAAUGUUAGCAGCCAUGAAUGGUCAUACUGCUGCUGUUAAGCUGCUCUUGGACAUGGGUUCUGAUAUUAAUGCACAGAUAGAGACCAAUAGGAAUACUGCCUUGACACUGGCCUGUUUCCAAGGAAGAACUGAAGUGGUUAGCCUUCUCUUGGAUAGAAAAGCUAAUGUUGAGCACAGAGCUAAGACUGGCCUGACACCAUUAAUGGAAGCUGCCUCUGGUGGGUAUGCAGAAGUAGGCAGAGUUCUUCUAGACAAAGGUGCUGAUGUAAAUGCGCCACCAGUUCCCUCGUCAAGAGACACAGCUUUAACCAUUGCAGCAGACAAAGGACACUACAAGUUUUGUGAGCUGCUUAUUAGCAGGGGAGCUCACAUUGAUGUCCGUAAUAAGAAAGGAAAUACUCCAUUAUGGCUUGCUGCAAAUGGUGGUCAUUUAGAUGUUGUCCAGUUGCUAGUACAAGCAGGAGCAGAUGUAGAUGCUGCUGACAACAGAAAAAUAACCCCACUGAUGGCAGCUUUUCGAAAGGGUCAUGUGAAAGUUGUACGCUAUCUGGUAAAAGAAGUAAACCAAUUCCCAUCAGAUUCAGAAUGUAUGAGAUACAUAGCAACAGUUACUGACAAGGAGAUGUUGAAGAAGUGCCACCUCUGUAUCGAAUCAAUUGUUCAAGCCAAAGACAGGCAAGCUGCUGAAGCGAACAAGAAUGCCAGCAUUCUUUUAGAAGAGUUGGAUUUAGAGAAGCUACGAGAAGAAAGUAGAAGGCUGGCUCUAGCUGCUAAAAGAGAGAAAAGAAAGGAGAAGAGAAGAAAGAAAAAGGAAGAGCAAAGGAGGAAGCUAGAAGAAAUUGAGGCAAAAAACAAAGAAAAUUUUGAACUACAAGCUGCUCAAGAAAAGGAAAAACUAAAAGUUGAAGAUGAGCCAAGAGUCCUAACAGAACCACCUAGUGCUACUACGACAACUACCAUAGGUAUAUCUGCAACAUGGACAACUUUGGCUGGUUCCCAUGGAAAAAGAAACAAUACUGUCACCACAAGCAGCUCUAAGAGGAAAAGCAGGAAAAACAAAAUCAGCCAAGAGACUGUUCAGAUCAUUUUUGAUGAUCAGCUCCCAAUCUCCUAUUCUCAACCAGAAAAAAUAAAUGGUGAAUCAAAAAGCAGCAGUACCAGCGAAAGUGGUGACAGUGACAACAUGAGGAUUUCCAGCUGUAGCGAUGAAAGCAGCAAUAGUAACAGCAGUCACAAAAGUGACAGUCAUUCUUCCACAACUGUCACUAGUGCUCCAAGCAACAAGAAGCAGCCGUCAGUGCUUGUCACCUUUCCAAAAGAAGAGCGAAAAGCAGCGUCUGGCAAAUCUUCCAUCAAGUUGUCUGAUGUGAUUGGUGAAGUAACUGGUAACUCCUUAUCUACUUGCACAAAAUCUUGUCCGUCACCACUCGCUUCUCCUAAUGGAAAAAUCGCCUUAGCUAGCCCUAAACGUGGUCAGAAGAGAGAAGAAGGGUGGAAGGAAGUUGUAAGAAGAUCAAAGAAAGUUUCUGUUCCAUCAACUGUUAUUUCCAGAGUAAUUGGAAGAGGUGGUUGCAACAUCAAUGCUAUCAGAGAAUUUACAGGAGCACACAUAGACAUAGAUAAACAGAAAGACAAAACGGGGGACAGGAUCAUAACAAUAAGGGGAGGCACAGAAUCAACAAGACAAGCAACGCAGCUCAUAAAUGCCCUGAUUAAGGAUCCAGACAAGGAAAUUGAUGAGCUCAUUCCAAAGAGUCGUUUAAAAAGCUCUGCAGCCUAUCCCAAGACAGGGACGUCAGCACAUGCCACCGCUACAACUGCUCACAAUUCUGUAGCUGGGAGCAAGGUGACCACUGUAGCAAUCUCGUCAUCCUCUCAAAUUGCCACAGUGCUUUCUGUGCCUACGAUUUCUUCAGCAUCUUCUCACAAAACGGUCAAGAACCCAGUGAAUAAUGUGCGUCCCGGAUUUCCAGUUUCUCUGCCAUUAGCUUAUCCUCCUCCCCAGUUUGCACAUGCAUUGCUUGCUGCUCAGACUUUCCAACAGAUCCGUCCACCAAGGUUGCCCAUGACCCAUUUUGGAGGAACUUUCCCACCAGCUCAGUCCACCUGGGGCCCUUUCCCUGUUAGACCUCUGAGCCCCGCAAGAGCUACUAACUCACCUAAGCCUCACACGGUGCCUCGCCAUAACAAUCAGAAUAGCAGUGGUUCUCAGGUGAAUUCCGUGGGUUCUUCAACUUCCAGUCCAACAGCUACCACAAGUUCAGCUGUGUCUACUGUGCCUGUUACUUCUUCAAAUGGCAGUCCCAGCUCACCUUCAGUUCGAAGGCAACUCUUUGUCACUGUGGUUAAGACAUCCAGCACUACCACAACCACAGUUGCAACUACUGCAAGCAACAACAGCACAACACCCACAAAUGCCACGUAUCCUUUCCCUACUGCCAAAGAGCACUAUCCUGUGUCGUCCACUUCCUCCCCUUCACCACCAGCCCAGCCAGCAAGGGUUUCUAGAAGUAGUCCUUCAGAAGUUGUGACAAAUUCCCCAAGUAACGGGCUGCCUUCCUCUGACCAGGAAGUGGGCAGUCCCCCAGUAGUGGAAGCAGCCAGUCUGUCCAGCAACAGGCCAUUAAAUAGUGGCGCUGUUGGCAUUCCUUCAGAGCAUCCUGCUCAGACACAGUCCCACGGGUCUCUUUCCCAAGAAGCUAGACCACCUCUACAGCAGCCUCAGGUUCAGUCACAAGAUCCUCGAAUGGUUGUGCCUCCAAAUUUAAUAACAGUGAGUUCUUCUGCGCCAGUAGUUGCCCCUGCUAAUGCUCCGGUGAACUCUCCAGUGAACUAUCUUUUGCCUCAGGCAUCAGUGGGAUCUACGCAGCAACUGCCUCCAGCUAAAAUGGAAAGCCCCGCCAUCAGGCUACCUUCCCAUGGAGCAAAUCUUGCACAGAAGAAUUCAGCUCCUGCUCAGAAUUCUUCAGUUGCCGUACUUAAUAUCAACCACAUAAAAAGACCCCAUAGCGUUCCUUCUUCAGUACAACUUCCUUCUACCUUAAGUACACAAAGUGCUUCUCAGAAUGCAGUCCAUCCGGCAGGCAAGCCCAUGGCCACCAACUUCAGUGCUGCUUUACCAUUUGGGCCCUUCAGCACACUGUUUGAGAACAGCGCUGCCUCUGCUCAUGCCUUCUGGGGGGGAUCUGUCUUAUCAUCUCAGACAACGCCAGAAUCCAUGCUGUCUGGAAAGUCUUCAUUUCUGCCAAACUCAGAUCCAUUACAUCAGUUAGAUACUUCCAAAGCCCCCGGUUUUAGGCCCCCACUGCAGAGACCAGCUCCAAGUCCCUCAGGUAUUGUCAGUAUUGAUUCACCGUAUGGUUCUGUAACGCCUCCCUCUACACAUUUGGGUAACUUUGCUUCAAACCUUUCAAGUGGUCAAGUGUAUGCGCCAGGAACACCUCUUGGAGGAGCACCGGCAGCUGCUAAUUUUAACAGACAGCAUUUUUCCCCACUCAAUUUAUUGCCUCCAUGUUCCUCUGCAUCAAAUGAGCCACCCCCUCAGCCAGUGUCUGCUGGAGUUAGAGCACCAUCUCCAACCCCUUCACCUGUUUCCCUGGGGUCAGAAAAGACCAGCAGUGUGUCUCAGGACAGAAAGGUCCCUGUCCCAAUCGGAACAGAGCGUUCUGCACGCAUCAGGCAAACUGGAACAUCUACGCCCUCUGUGAUAGGGAGCAACUUAGCCACUCCAGUGGGUCACAGUGGUAUAUGGUCUUUUGAAGGGAUAGGAGGAAAUCAAGGUGAUAAAGUAGAUUGGUGUCACAGUGGAAUGGGAAACCAUGUGAUUCACAGGCCAAUGUCUGAUCCAGGUGUAUUCUCGCAACAUCAAGCAAUGGAGAGAGACAGCACAGGAAUUGUAACUCCUUCUGGUACAUUCCAUCAGCACGUUCCUGCAGGAUACAUGGAUUUUCCUAAAGUUGGGGGGAUGCCUUUCUCGGUGUAUGGGAAUGCAAUGAUUCCUCCUGUUGCACCCAUUGCAGAUGGUACUGGAGGACCUAUAUUCAAUGGACCUCAUGCUGCUGACCCAUCUUGGAACUCACUGAUAAAGAUGGUUUCAAAUUCUACAGAGAAUAAUGGCCCUCAGACAGUAUGGACUGGAACAUGGACACCUCAUAUGAACAGUGUGCAUAUGAACCAGCUUGGCUGAGUGGGGAUCACUUUUGAUAGCCUGGAGAUUUUCUUUUGGCUUAAAGGAGAAUACAAAUUGGCAGAACCAGUUUUCCUCAGCUCUCAGAUCAUUCUUCGGUUGUGUUGGACUGAAGUGUGUAGGCUUUCGCAGAAGAACGUACUAACUGACCCUUUUCUGUGAACGUUGUGACUGCCCAUUUCCUACCAUCAUAUGGUUCAACUUAGCCUCUCUUAGUUUCAUUUUCUUUUCCCUUUGAUUAUUAUUAAUUUUUGGACAUAACUUUCCGUUGAAGCUGUUCUUUGGCUGGUUGGUUUUUAGUACUGUAAGCUGCUUCUGGGCAUACACAGAAAUUUAGCAAAAUUAUGUAAACUUGAUCCUGAAGUUUUAGAAUGGCAGAUAAAUGUACAAUUGUUUACAUAACAGAAAUGGCUAAGCAGAAAGUAAAUCUUUUCAGUAUGUCAGUAUAGAGGCUCUACUUUAUGUAGACUUUAAUGUGACAGAUGUACCUUCAUAUACAGCAGUCUGGAUGUUUCCUUCAUACAUUAAACUAUUAAUAAGCAUAA